Molecule: messenger RNA, 417 nt
Organism: Pocillopora meandrina
Lineage: Eukaryota; Metazoa; Cnidaria; Anthozoa; Scleractinia; Pocilloporidae
Source: the annotation of a GenBank genome assembly
AUGUUUGAAACAAAGCCAAGCAUUAAAUGCCCUCCAUUCGCAAUUACCUUCUUCGCUGUGUUUUUGUGGAUGACGGCAUAUUUGUCACUAUGCUCAUUCAAUUUCAUUGUUUCAUUUCUGGUGAGAUUAACCUCAAUGGUGGUCAAAGAAUUCUUUCAUUUUCCAGAUUUCCUCAUCCUGUUGGUAUUGUUUCAUUCAGUAAAUACUCAGUAUCACCGGGAUUCACGCGGAAACUCCUUCUCUGGAGGAGCAAUCAAUGAUGUAUGUUUGCGGGAAUCUUAUCGUGACGUCAGAUGCCAAAGCUUUAACUAUGUGUUCAUCCAAGAAAAGUGUGAGUUGAGCAAUCGCAUAAAGGAAGCCGGACCUGAAGAUUUUGUACCCAACUCUGAGAGUUAUUACUUCAGACGAGAUACGUAG